Hydatigera taeniaeformis is the source of this 993-nucleotide messenger RNA. Lineage: Eukaryota; Metazoa; Platyhelminthes; Cestoda; Cyclophyllidea; Taeniidae. The record is from the annotation of a GenBank genome assembly.
AUGACUGAAGAGAAUGUUAACAACAUUCGUUGGGAUUUGGACGUCAGGAAUCUUGACGCCUCCUUGCGAAAUUCGAAAUGGCAGGAUAAGAUGAUUGAGUGCACAUUCUCAGAUGCUCUUUCCAUUCUUCGCGAAAUCGAGUUGAAUACUGACAAGGAUUUUUUAACCAGUAAAUAUGCCUGUGAAAUUAUUACCCAUGGUACCACAGCACCCGAGUACAGCUACGUUAAGGUUAAGGACCUUGUUCAGAAAGCCAUCUCAACUUACAGUGAUUUGUUGGACGAUUCAUUGGUAGCGACUGAGGACAGCAAAUUGACUGCUAGAAUCAAGGGACACUCUCUUUUCUCACUCAUUCGGUACAACCCUUCUCGCCUAAAGGAUGAAAAUCUGCUACAGUUUGUUUUUUACCAAUUGAUCUGUCUCCUCGAAUGCUUCCACCGACGAGGCAUCCCGUAUUUGAAUCUGGAACCCAUCAGUAUUUUUGUGGAUGAUUUAUUUCGUGUUAGUCUUGCACCUCCAUGUGUUUGCAAACUGGGCGAGUUCGCAUGCUUUGAGACUAAUCAAUCUAACCCUUUGAAAGAAACUUUGCCCAUUCAAAACUCAGUCGAAUUUCAUGAGGUCUUGAGUGGAUGGAUUACUGGAAAGGUCUCAAAUUACGACUACCUAAUGUACAUAAAUCAUCUCGCAGGUAGAAGAGCGGGUGACCCCACGGCCAGCGCCGUGUUACCCUGGGUAACAGACUUCUCUUCCCCUCAGGAUGGGGCGCAGCAUUUGCGCGACCUAACUCGCACCAAAUUUCGCCUGACAAAGGGCGAGCGCCAGUUAGAUGCCACCUAUCUCCACCUUGAACAUUCGGAUUCGUCGUCUUUAGCCGGGGAGAGCGGCAAAGUGGAGCCUUUUCUGCCUCACCAUAUCCUUGAUAUGAUGCCAAAUCUCGCCUACUACACUUACAAGGUACAGUGCUGCUGGCGUCACGUCAGUCCCGACAUAUGA